Coffea arabica (coffee) is the source of this 2238-nucleotide messenger RNA. RefSeq lists its product as uncharacterized. The record is from RefSeq and is a predicted model, not a curated record. Gene Ontology annotation, cellular component: membrane. Gene Ontology annotation, molecular function: protein binding. NCBI's taxonomy places the organism in Eukaryota, Viridiplantae, Streptophyta, Magnoliopsida, Gentianales, Rubiaceae.
ACUAACUUAACUACAAGUUUACCACGUUAAGCUUGUUGUUAAAGAAAAUGGCAGGUGUGAGGAAGCUGCAAUUGGAAAGAACUCUAUCGAUACAAUCAUGCUUCCCUGAGAGCUUCUCUGGUCCAGGCUCAGGAACUUCUGAUCAGGCAACCGGCUAUGCUACUGCCACCAUUCCACAACAUGUUGUUUCGGUUCUGCUUUCUUACAAUGUACCCGUUGGAGAUCAAUCUGAUCACAUCAUCCAGAAUGGGAUGGAACUUGAUAAUAGGACUGUUUCUGCACAGAUGCUCCAUCCUCCAUACUGGGAAGCCAGCACUCCAUCUGCCAAAAAUCUUACCAUUUACGUACCCUUGUACCAAGCUGCACUUAAGGGUGAUUGGGAAAGGGCUAAAGCAUUUAUGACAAGGCAUCCUGGGGCUUUAACCGCAACAAUCACUAAAGGCUGGGAAAGAGCUCUCCACAUUGCUGCUGGUGCCAAACAAGUCAAGUUUGUUGAGGAGUUGGUUGAAUUAAUGGAUCCACCAGAAUUGGCUGCACAAAACAAAUUUGGUAACACGGCACUUUGCUUUGCAGCAGCAUCUGGAAUUACAAGGAUUGCAGAAUUGAUGGUGGCAAAGAAUAAUGAAUUGCCAAUGGUGAGGGGUAGUAAAGGAGUUACACCCCUUCACAUGGCAGCCUUACUAGGUUAUAGAGAUAUGGUGUGGUAUCUUGUGUCAGUAACUGAUCCUCAAUGUUUAACCAAAGAAGACUACGUUAGCCUGAUUAUUGCAACUAUAAGUACCGAUCUAUAUGAUGUAGCUCUGCAUAUAAUUCAAUGCAAACCAGAAUUGGCAGUUGAACGUGAUCCUAACGGGGAGACAGCACUUCAUGUUUUGGCACGAAAGCCUUCAGCAUUCUGUUCCAAGAAUGGACUGGGAGUCUGGCAGAGAUGCAUUUACCCUUGGGUCAAACUGCACCUAUGGAAGAAAUCUUCUUAUAAGUUUAGCAAGACGGUAGACCAGAAUGACAAAUGUACCAGAGCGCACCUAUUGUUCGAUAGACUUCUUCAUCGUGCAACAGAAAAGAUAGGAAUCCAAGAAGUAUUUGAGAGAAAACUGAAGCACUUCCAAGCUCUCGAGUUAUUGAAAUGCAUUUGGAAACAGGUUAUGUUGUUGGAUGACUCGCAAAUUGGGAAGUUACUCAGAGGUCCAUCAAGACCUCUUUUUGUUGCUGCGGAGUGUGGAAACUUUGAGUUCAUUGUUGAGCUACUGCGCUCCUAUCCUGAUCUCAUUUGGAAGGUGGAUGAACAAAGCCAAAGCUUCUUUCACAUUGCAGUCAUACACCGCCAAGAAAGGAUCUUUAAACUAAUUUACCAAAUAGGAGCUCUUAAAGAUUUGAUUACAUCUUACAAAAGCACAAAUAACAGUAACAUAUUACACCUUGCUGCUAAGUUAGCAGCCCCAAAUAGAUUAAACAUAGUUUCAGGAGCAGCCCUACAAAUGCAGAGAGAGUUACUAUGGCUUAAGGAGGUAGAGAAGAAUGUCCAACCGUUGUAUAAGGAGAUGAGGGAUUCAGAAGGACGAAUGCCACAUAUGUUAUUCACUCAGGAGCACAAGGCAUUACUUAAAAGUGGAGAAAGGUGGAUGAAGGAUACUGCCUCAUCAUGUAUGCUUGUUGCUACACUCAUAACCACUGUGAUGUUUGCAGCCAUCUUCACAGUACCUGGAGGCAAUAAUGAUGAGACAGGCACACCAAUUUUUCUCAAAGACAAAGCUUUCAUAAUCUUUUCCAUAUCCGAUGCACUUACUCUCUUCUCAUCAGUGACUUCAAUCUUGAUGUUCUUGUCUAUUCUCACUUCACGGUAUGCAGAAGUAGAUUUCAUGGAAACAUUACCAAAGAGGUUGAUCAUUGGCCUUAUGACACUCUUCUUCUCCAUAGCUUCCAUGCUUAUAGCUUUUAGUGCAAGCUUUUCAAUUGUACAUGGCCAUAAGAUAGCAUGGAUUAUCAUUCCAGUGGCGCUAGCUGCUUGUAUUCCUGUCUUGUUAUUUGCAUUUUCUCAGUUUCCCCUGGUAGCUGACAUGUUUCAUUCAAGUUAUGGUUCAGGAAUAUUUGCCCAGGAACCUACAGAUGUUCUUUUCUAGAUCAGCUAAAUGAAAAUAAUUAUGGACUACUGUUGGAUUCAUAUGUAUUCUUUUCAUUGUACUCACUACUUCAACAGUCAUUCCAUCCAAUAAAUCCAGGUCUUUCCAUUUCAUUAAA